AUGGUAUUGCUGGAUUUCUUUUAUAAUUCACAAGUGGGUCCUUGGUAUCACCAUGUUAUUUUCUAUUCUUCAAGUCCUUGGGUUAUCUACAAUAUUCACGUUGGUGAAUUUGUUAAAUUCUUGUUUAUUAAAGCGACUUUGCAAAGAUUUGAAGCUUUCAAUAGCUUACUAGAACAAAACAUAGAAGUAUCGUAUAUUGGGAAGCCUACAUUUGACAUUGAUCAGUAUAUCACAUUACAUAAAAAUUUGUGCGACUUGGUGGCACUAUUCAACGAAAUUUAUGGUUUGAACAUGUUAAUCUCCAUGUUUCAAACAAUUAUCUACGUUUUACGAUUGUGUCUAGCAGUAUUAUAUGCCCCACAAUUUAUAUUCAUAGCUUUCGUUUUAAUGUGGACAUUUAAUGCAAUUAUACAAUGUAUAAUAGUGGCUGCAAUGUGUCAAAAAGUGGUAUACGAAGCAGACAAAACUAUAACACUAUCAUACAAAGCACUUUAUCAUUACAGUAACAUGCCAGUGAUGAAGCAAAAGUUGUUUAUUUUAUCUCAGCAGACGGCCGCAAGAUGUCCUCAGUUUACAGCCGCUGGAUUCUUCAGCGUAGACAACUCAAUGUUGUUCACAUUUGUUAACUUAAUCACAAACUAUGUGAUUGUUUUCAUACAGUUUUCACAAAAUAAUAGUGCCAGCAAAAUUAAAACAAAUAUUUUAGAAAAUAAUACUUCAUUACCUCUAAAUUAUUCUCAACAUGAAAAUUCACUUCAAUAA
Dalotia coriaria is the source of this 762-nucleotide messenger RNA. RefSeq names its product putative gustatory receptor 28a. Bases 1 to 762 code for a protein of 253 amino acids. The record is from RefSeq and is a predicted model, not a curated record. Gene Ontology annotation, biological process: chemosensory behavior; sensory perception of taste; male courtship behavior. The transcript has 2 exons. Gene Ontology annotation, cellular component: neuronal cell body; axon; membrane. NCBI's taxonomy places the organism in Eukaryota, Metazoa, Arthropoda, Insecta, Coleoptera, Staphylinidae.